GUCCGACAAAAACUACAGGGGAUUUGACAAAACUCGCUAUCUGACAUAAAAUUCUUUGUAUCCGUUGAGAUAUGAUUAGCACAACGCCAUGAGAUGAGAUAUUAAAAUAGCGAUUGGAGAAAUAAAUAUAUCGUACUGUGUCGAUUUACCUUCAGUACCACGACAUACGAUGAAGGCGAUUCUCCUAUUGGCAGGAGUGACCCUGGCACUAUGUGCCGUCCCUCCGGUGGACCAGCGCCGGCCUCACGUGCACAUGAAUGAUGAUGGCAGCUACUUCCUGACCAAUGAUGGACCUUCUGGGCCCCACUAUGUCGGUCACAUCGGUCGUGGUGCUGUGCAAGGCAAAGACAAUGGCGUGAAGUUUGACUUGCAAGCUUCUGGAGAGACCUGGAGGGGCGGCCUUAAGAUCAGCAUCACCUGGACAGGCCCAGCUGAUGUUGUGUUCCAGGACUGUAUCGAUUUUGGCAACAGCCAAUGGUUCGCUGGUCCCGAACAAAAGCAGCAGUACUGGCCCAUCCAGAAUUCGUUCCUCAAGAAAUACUCCGCAGUUUCUAAAGAGGAAGACAACGCGGCCGUGGGCGAGCGCUACUGGCUCAACUCUGACGGCAUGUACAUCUACGUCGCCCCUGAAGUCCCACUUUUCAUCGACUACCACAACGAGCUGGAGAACCAUCUCUGUCUGAUCGCCGAAGUUGCUGACCCCUACUCCACUAGGAGAACCGAAAAUGUCCUCAAAUACGACCUCUGGUUCUUCGAAAACCCUAAGAUUGCUCACCAACACGCUGUUGACAAUUACCUCGGCAAACCCUCUGGUAUACCUGACUACAGGAUGAUCCAGUACCCCAUCUGGUCUACUUGGGCUCGUUACUCCAGAGAAAUCGAUCAGGAAAAUCUCUGGGCCUUCGCUAACGAGAUCAAGGACAGUGGAUUCCCUAACGCUCAGUUUGAGAUCGACGACCUUUGGGAAGUGUGCUAUGGUUCCCUGUUCGUAGACGUCAGGAAACUUCCUGACCUCAAGCAGUUGGUGCAGGACAUCAAGGGUCUUGGCUUCAGGGUCGCUAUUUGGGUGCACCCCUUCAUCAACAAGGAUUGUGAGCCAUGGUACUCUGAGGCUCUAGGAAAGGGCUACCUAGUCCUAAAUGAGGAGGGCAGUCCGGACACGACCUGGUGGAACAACAACGGCUCCAUCCCUGGCUACAUCGACUUCACCAACCCCGAAGCCGCUGACUGGUUCUCCGAUAGAGUCCGCAACGUGAUUGAGACCUACGACAUCGAUACUGUCAAGUUUGACGCUGGAGAGUCCAGCUGGUCUCCUCAGAUCCCAGUACAGAACGGUCUGGACAUCAACCUGCAUCCUGGCCACAUCGUGCAGGCCUACGUGCGCACAGUCGCCAAGUUCGGACCCGCCAUUGAAGUCAGAUCUGGAAUGAGGACCCAAGACCUACCAGUCUUCAUCCGUAUGGUAGACAAGGACACCCUAUGGGACUACAACAACGGUCUGGAGACUUUGAUCACCACUCUCCUCUCCAUGAACCUGAACGGCUACACCCUGGUGUUGCCUGAUAUGAUCGGAGGCAACGGCUACAAUGAGAAGCCCAGCAAGGAACUGUUCAUCAGGUGGCUGCAGGCUAACGUGUUCAUGCCAACUCUUCAGUACUCUUUCGUACCUUGGGAUCAUGAUGACGAGGCUGUAGAAAUCUCCCGCCGCUACACUGACCUCCACGCGGAGUUCGCCGACGUGAUCGUCGCUGCCAUGGAGAAGUCAGUCAGUGACGGCACUCCCGUCAACCCUCCCAUCUGGUGGCUUGACCCUCAUGAUGAAGAAGCCUUCCCCAUUGCUGACGAAUUCUUGCUUGGUGAGCAGAUCUUAGCAGCUCCGGUGGUGAAGCAAGGAGCGGUGUCCCGUGACAUCUACCUGCCUCGUGGUACCUGGCGCGAUGGCAACACUGGCGAUGUCAUCCACGGCCCAAUCUGGCUGAGGGACUACCCAGCUCCAUUGGAUACCCUCCCAUACUUCAUCUUACUCAACAACUAAUAGAAGAACAAACUCGAAUGUUUUAUUAUUAUUAAAUUUAAUUGUGUUAAAUUAUUUUGUGUAAAUUUUAAUAAUAUUUAUUUUAAUGAGUACCUAUUUUUUGUUUUAUUCGU
Spodoptera exigua (beet armyworm) is the source of this 2148-nucleotide messenger RNA. The record is from the annotation of a GenBank genome assembly. NCBI's taxonomy places the organism in Eukaryota, Metazoa, Arthropoda, Insecta, Lepidoptera, Noctuidae.